Molecule: messenger RNA, 1742 nt
Organism: Magnolia sinica
Lineage: Eukaryota; Viridiplantae; Streptophyta; Magnoliopsida; Magnoliales; Magnoliaceae
Product: anthocyanidin-3-O-glucoside rhamnosyltransferase-like
Exons: 1
Coding region: 90-1502 (470 amino acids)
Molecular function (GO): UDP-glycosyltransferase activity
Source: RefSeq, a predicted model, not a curated record
AACCAACAAAAUCGGACAGAUUCACAGACAACUCACCCUAUAAAAUCAGAAGAGCGCGCGUCCUCUUUAAACGAAGAGAAACGAGAGAGAUGGAGCAAAAAACAAACCCAAUUCACAUUGUCAUGUUCCCAUGGUUGGCAUUCGGCCACUUCAACCCCUUCAUCCAGCUGUCCAACAAUCUCUCCAAGGACAAAACCAUCAAGAUCUCCUUCAUCUCAACCCCAGCCAACAUCACUCGCAUCUCCUCCACUCUCUCAUCCACCGUCCAAAUCAUCCCAAUCAAACUCUCACACGUCGAUGGCCUCCCACCUGGCGUAGAGAACACAUCUGAGAUGACCCUACAACAGGCCGAGCUCCUCAAGAAGGCCGUCGACAACAUGAAGCCCCAAAUCGAGACUCUCCUGACCCACCUCCAUCCCCACAUCAUCUUCCACGAUUUCUGCCACCAAUGGCUACCGUCCAUCGCAACCCCACUCAGCAUCAAGACCUUCUUCUUCUCCGUCCUCAACGCCACGCUCCUUGCUUACGCCGCUGUCCCUUCGAGGCUCGUUUUUCCCCAAAAUAUCCCCACCCUUGAAGACUUGAAGAACCCACCUCCAGGAUUCCCGAACACCUGCGUUGCAGCGCUCUCGGCCUACGAAGCCCGAGAUUUACUCUACAAUUUCAAGAAUUUCGGUGGCCCGAGUGGCUACGAGCGCAUAGUGUCCACCAUGAAGAACAGCUCCGCCAUACUACUCAAGACUUGCAUGGAAAUGGAAGCUCCCUACAUCGAAUUCUUCAAGGCCCAGUACGGUAAACCGGUCUUACUGGCUGGUCCGGUGGUCCCGCAGCCACCUACCGGAGCCCUCGAUCAACGGUGGGCCGACUGGCUCGACCAGUUUCCGGAAAAAUCAGUCAUCUACUGCGCCUUUGGGAGUGAAUCCUUCCUGGAAGACGAUCAGAUCCGAGAGGUGGUUCUUGGGUUAGAGAUGGUGGGACUACCAUUUCUGGUGGUACUGAAUUUUCCAAACGGGGAAGAUAAGGUAGCCCGCUUGAAGGCAGCGUUGCCGGAAGGGUUCGAAGAAAGGGUGAAGGAUAGGGCGGUGGUGCAUACGGGGUGGGUGCCGCAACAGCACAUACUAGCGCACGUUAGCGUGGGCUGCUUCGUGUCCCACGCAGGGAUGAGUUCUCUCGCCGAGGCGCUCGUUAGUGACUGCCCGCUCGUGCUUUUGCCGCAGAAGGCUGACCAGUUCUUGAACUCGAAGCUGGUGAGUGGGGAUAUGAAGGCAGCCGUAGAGGUAAAAAGGGACGAAGAGACGGGCUAUUUUGGUAAAGAGGAUUUGUGUACGGCUGUGAAGGCUGUGACCGAGUGGGUUGAGGAGGAGCCUUGGAAGACGAUGAGAGAGAAUCAUAGAAAGUGGAGGGAUUUUCUGCGUGAUGCCGACGUGCACGAGAACUAUUUCAAGGGUUUUGUGGAAGAGAUGAAGGGGAUGGUGUACGGUGACGAUGGAAUGCAGGCGUGAAUGAAGGUGAGCGCGCACGACCUGACCGUCGAGCCCACCUCAAUGUAUGCUCUGUGCAUCCAUGCCAGCUAUCCGUUCUGCCAACGUACUUGUAAGGGCAGCUUUGGAUACCUGAAAAAUUGAAGAUGGUAUUUCUCUGUAAACCCUAGGGCUGUUUCGGAGCAUAGAUUUGGAACCGCUGGAUUUAAAAUUUUCCAAUUGUGUCUGGAAUCGCAGUAAUUUAAAACUAGUUAUGCAUGA